Leptosomus discolor (cuckoo roller) is the source of this 1460-nucleotide messenger RNA. NCBI's taxonomy places the organism in Eukaryota, Metazoa, Chordata, Aves, Leptosomiformes, Leptosomidae. The record is from RefSeq and is a predicted model, not a curated record.
AUGGCUGAGUUAGGAACCCAGACAACAACAACUACAAUAAUUGCCCCAGUAGCGAAGAAGAAACAGUGGAUAAGGAGAUCAACAGGUCCAUAUCCUCGAUUAGUAAGGGAGGAGGAAGGGUCUGAUCAAGAAGCUGGUCCUUCGACAAAAAAAACAGAGGAAGAAGUGAGAGAAAUCAAACAGGGAGCAGAAACUACUCGGUCCUUAACCUCAUCAGAACUUCAAGACAUGCAGAAAGACUACAGCUGCCAGCCAGGAAAGCGGACUACCGCAGAUGAAGGCAUCCAGUACCUGAGAGAACUAGCGGUGCAGGAAGUCAUCUACAGCAAUCUGGACAAAAACGAGGUCCCCAAAGAUCCAGAGGAUGUCCUGUGCACACGGGCCAUGUGGAGGAAGGUGGUUCAAAGUGCCCCAGCAUCAUAUUCUAGCAAGUUCUCACAGAAGCCACGCCUGUGUAAAAUGCAGUUUUGUGUUAAAAUCAAAAACUACCCUUUCUGUAUAGCAGAACAAGAUGUUCUAUAUAACGGUGUUAAAAAGAUCUUAGAAAACUAUGGGAGCCUUCACUCGUUCAAGGUCGUUGACCAGAUCGACACACUGACAUCUGACCUGCAGCUGGAGGAUGAGAUGACAGACAGUUCCAAAACAGACACACUCAACAGCAGCUCCAGCAGCACAACAGCUUCCAGCUUGGAGAAAGUCAAGGUGCGGGGCAGUGCACCGCUCAUCAAGCCACCUGCACACCCCUCGGCUAUCCUCACUGUACUGCGGAAGCCAAAUCCACCACCACCUCCACCACGACUGACGCCCGUCAAGUGCGAUGAGCCUCUGAGACUGCCUCCUACGGCCAACCCUGUCAAGACUAAUGGUACCCUUCUGCGAAAUGGGGGCUUGCCAAUUGGGCCCAGCCGCAUCCCAAACGGAGAUAUAUGCUGUAUACCGAACAGUAAUUUGGAGAAAGUUGCGAUGCAGCCUCUGAUGCACAGACCUGAGAAAGAGCGGUGUCCUCAGCCUGGAGCAAGGGAGCGGGUACGAUUUAGUGAAAAAGUGCAGUACCAUGGCUAUUGCCCUGACUGUGACGUUCGGUAUAACAUUAAAAACAGGGAUGUGCAUUUGCACAGUGAGCCUGCCCAUGCUGUAGGAAAGCUGCCACACCAGUGCCCUCCUCUGCCACCUCCACCACCUCCCCUGCCUCCAUUUCCUCUAGAAAAUGGAGGUUUGGGGAUAAGUCCCAGUAAUAGCUUUCCUCCUCCAAGACCUGCGACUGUGCCUCCACAAACUGCACCAAAACCCCAGAAGACCAUCUUGAGGAAAUCAACCACUACAACAGUGUGAUGUAUGCCACUUGAAACAACUCUUUGUUUUUUCCUAUAUACAAACAUAAAUAGGUAAUGAGCACUUUCUACUUGAGCAAUAAAAAGACCCAAUGUAUUACUCCCUGUGUCCAGUGAAGUGGCAUAAAA